Fraxinus pennsylvanica is the source of this 1203-nucleotide messenger RNA. NCBI's taxonomy places the organism in Eukaryota, Viridiplantae, Streptophyta, Magnoliopsida, Lamiales, Oleaceae. The record is from the annotation of a GenBank genome assembly.
AUGCCUCCCUUUUUCAACUCGCGCAUGUUCCACUUCCUCCUCAAAGUCCAUCUCCUCCUCCUCUGCACCGCCGUCUCCACCGCAAUCGCCACACCAGUUGGCAUGACCUACAACCCAUCUACCUCGAAACUCCUGCUGCCCGACCAUGUGUCCUCCUCCAUCCAGUCACUCCACUUCCCCGUCGUCCGCCUCCUCGACCCCACCCCACUCUCUAUCCGGGCCUUUGCUUACACCAACAUUACCCUACUCCUUUCAAUCUCCAACCACCUCAUCCCCUCCUUCGCUGCCAAUCGCUCAGCCGCCUCCAUCUGGCUUUACUCGCACGUCCUCCCUUACCACCCACGAACCCACUUCUCCCUCAUCUCCGUCGGCUCCGAUGUCAUCUCCUCCGCCAACAAUGACAUCACCAUUGACCCCUACGCCGUUCUUCCCGCCAUGCGCAACCUCUACUUAUCCCUUCAUGAACUCGGCAUUCGCACCAUAUCUGUCUCCACCACCUUUUCCUUCAUGAAUAUCAUGACGUCGUCGUUCCCUCCUUCCUCCGCUGAGUUCCAAGACCCCGUCAAUUCUAUGAUCAUCAGACCAUUGCUGCAGUUCCUGGACGAAACCAACUCUUCCUUUUUAAUCAAUAUUUACCCCUACAACGUUUAUAGAAUCAAAUCCGAAAUCCCAAUUGGUUAUGCUUUGUUCCAAGAAAACCCACACAAUUUCCGGGAUGACAUUAUCACGGGGGUUAGGUACCGAAAUCUUUUCGACAUGAUGGUGGACGCUGUUAUAGCCGCCAUGGCAGUUACCGGACACGAGAACAUUCCGCUGAUCGUGACAGAGACCGGUUGGCCGAGCACCAGGAAUAACGAAGCCCAAACGGAGGCUAACCGAAACUAUGCAGAGAUGUACUUGAAAGGGUUAAUGAUGCAUUUGAGGUCUGGAAUGGGGACUCCAUUGAGGAAAGAAGGGGUGGCUGAAGCUUACAUUUAUCAAUUAUUCGACGAAGAUGAGAAAAAUAUUGAGUAUAGUAGUGGAAGUAUUGAUUCAAGGAGUAUGCAUGGAGGGCAGAAUUGGGGGAUAAUGUAUGACAAUAUGAGCAUGAAGUACAAGAUUGAUUUCUCACAUUCAGAAAGGUUUUUUGGAAAAGAUAAAGAAUUGGUAGAGAUGGUUCUUGGAUUGCACCUGUUGGUUGUUGCCGUUUUGCUGCUUCAGUAA